Molecule: messenger RNA, 1819 nt
Organism: Hyposmocoma kahamanoa
Lineage: Eukaryota; Metazoa; Arthropoda; Insecta; Lepidoptera; Cosmopterigidae
Gene: nesd
Product: protein nessun dorma
Exons: 10
Coding region: 98-1624 (508 amino acids)
Biological process (GO): male meiosis cytokinesis; spermatogenesis
Source: RefSeq, a predicted model, not a curated record
CCGUCCGGUGGCGGCUAAAUGUUCUAAAAAAUAUUUGUAUUCCUUAGUAAAAACCUUAUUAUUCUUUACAUUAUCAUCAGAGAAUUAUCUCUGAAAGAUGCCUACAGUAUACACUUUUAACCGCACUAAUGAAGAGCUGCUGCAGCAACUCCAGCGCGUGUUCAGCUCUGGCAGCGGCACCGCGCGGGAACAAUGGUGCUUGCAGGCUGAAAUGCUUGUAGAACCAGUGGGUUGGGAUGCUUUAUGGAAACUAUCUAAAGAUUUUUGUAAAAAGUUUGAGGUAAGAUUCCCCUGCAUAGCCUACGUGACAAUAACGUCAGUGGACUUUGACCAGCUAGCAGCACAUGUCGAGGUUCUGACUGUACAGCAUGAGACAAUCUCUCUGCCAGAAGCCGUUGAAGAUGUACCAUUGAUAGAGCUAUGGCCAACGAUUGAGCAAAGGGAAGAGUGUAUUAAUGCUGUUACAACUGCGGAGUUUAUAGAUUUGAUGCGAUUCUUUUACAACAAUUUAUGGAUGCCAUGGGAUGAUCAAGAUGACAAAGUAUUUCUCUCUGACACAAUUGAAGACCGCAUGGAACUGUGGUUAGAUCUGCAUAAUGGGACCAUUCCAAAUUGUGUUGCUAGAAACAUUAAAUUACUGAGGAAUAGUGCUAUUAAUGCUUAUGAGAGAUUGAGGGCGCUGGAUUCGUCGCUGUGCGAGGAGGACAUGGCUGAUGAGGAUGACUCAAUGUUACCUCCGAACUACAUAAUCCUAUGCGCAGAGCUGACGGCGCGUCUGGACAGCCACAUGUCGCAGUGGACACUUUACGAAAAAUCACUCAUUCGAAAACAAUACCUCGCUAAAGCCAAGAAGAAGUGGCAGAAGAACAAGAGUAAGAGAAAUGUUGUAGCUCUUUGGCGCGGAGGAUCUAUUUUUGAGUUUGACGACAUCUCGAAAUACCUCCGCACACAUCUGACGAGUGAGCACACGUUGACGGUGACCGUCUCAGCCGAAGAAGCGCUGUCUUUAGAACCAGAGGAGUUGCUGGUGUGCAGCAAGGAAUAUGAGAUCCCGGAGAUGCCAUUGUCGCAAAUUUCUAUUACUGGUUUUAAAGGGACGUCGCUAAAAGCCCCAGACAUGCGUUCCUGCCUGCUAAUACUGAGCGAGAUUUGCUCCUUGCGUGAGCUGACGCUGCACUGCAGCAACGUCAACACCGUCGUGCACAUGAGCACAGGCACACUCACAGUCCGUCGAUGUGUGCUGCGCAACGACUCUUACAGUUCACAGGUGGAUUUUGCUCAAGGUAUCGUGGCGAAGCCUGGAGCGAACAUUCUCAUAGAGGACUCAACGUUCGACAACUUCUAUUCCGGUAUUGUCGUAUAUAAAGGGGCACAGGUGGAGCUAAGGAAUUGCACGUUAAAAAACUGCAGUGUCGGCAUACAACUGUAUAGUGGUUCCAAAGUGACGCUAAAUAAAACGAAUAUAUCCGCGUGUGCCGAGCAAUGUAUACGGUGCGAAGUGGACAGUGACGUCGCCGAUAAAAACAGCGUGGAGGGAUUAGAAAUUAAGCCAAACUGCACCAUUGGCUCUGGCAAUCUGCAAAAGGAAGUUCUCAUCGUCAAGCAAGAUGUCAGUUUGAUUUAAAAAGGAAAUUAAGUAAAUUUUAACGACAAUACUGAACUCAUAUGUUGUAUGUACAAUUGGAAGAUUUGAGAAGUAAUCGAUGUAAUACUUCAUAAGUUAUAAAUUAUAUAUACCCUAUGAAAAAUAUUAGUGACAAGUUUGCACUUCGAAAAAUAUUUUAUUAUUGGGUUUUUGUCUAGACAUAAAUUAAGGCUA